Pelodiscus sinensis (Chinese soft-shelled turtle) is the source of this 5570-nucleotide messenger RNA. NCBI's taxonomy places the organism in Eukaryota, Metazoa, Chordata, Testudines, Trionychidae. The record is from RefSeq and is a predicted model, not a curated record.
UGAGCAGGAGGUGGGAAUUCUUCUAUAAGCCAGCAAGAGUCCGAGCAUUAACGGCAGAGCCGCGGAGAGCAGCGCUGGAAGAAGGACCCAGCGGAGUCAUGGGUUGGCUUCCCUAUCUAGCCAGCCCUUUGCAGCUGCUGCUGUGGGGCGCCACGCUGGUUGCUGUGUCCUGCUCUGGAUUAUAUGAGAAGAACCCUUCUUUAUUGAGUCCCCCUCUCAGGCUGUCGACAGGCAAAAAUGUGAUGGUGUCAUCUGAUCAAUCUCCCAAUCCAGAAACUUUUUGUAUCUAUGGGUCCAUCUGCUCCUGGGUAACGUCUAUGGACACCUCUGGAAAACCAGACUGGGUACUGUCUUCAGUGAGUUCCUUGGUGUUUCAGCAGCAGCAUCAACUUCAGGAGAACAGUUCAUCCAGAGAAGACAUAGAAGGGGACAUUCUCCUCCUGAACACCAGCAGGUUCUUGGAUAGAUGUGAGUUCAGUCUGCAUAGCCCCAUUCUACCAUGGAGCUUGGAGUCUUGCCUGCUGGAGAUGGCCAUAUUUUCACAGGGCACUGCUCCUCCUCUCCAGGGAUUUACAGCUGAAGUGCGACAUGUGGAGACAAGCCAGAACAUAAACAUCUCUCUGAAAGCUGGGCAAGAGGAGAACACUUGGAUGAAGUGGAAAGUACUCAUGGCUCAGAUUGGCAAAGUGCAGAGGCCUUUUGAGAUCUCCCUCCGGUAUUCAACCUGUGGUAUGCAAGGAUCUGGACUGUUGGCAUUGGGCUCCUUGCAGUUCAGGGACUGCUUCCAUGAGAAAGAAAGCAAGGAUCUUUCCACCUACGACAAGGGCUCCACUUUCCCCUGCCCACACAGGGGCUGUGUCAGCCAAUUGCAGGUGUGUGAUUUUCACAGUGAUUGCCCUGCCAAAGAGAAUGAAGAGGCCCUAUGUGCAGACAGUCUCCCAGUGGGAGCACACUGUUCUUUUGAACAGGGUCCCUGUGGCUGGAUAUUGAAUGACACUGUCUCUCCCUCCUGGUCCAUCAGGGGCUUUGAAGAAAUGACACAAGAAGCUCCAUUCACAGGAUCUGCCUUGCUAGCCACCAGAGGGCACUUCCUGUAUCUUCGAGCAGACAGCAAUCAGACAGGUGGUGUUGCCAUGGCUUACAGUGCCAGCCUACCAGCCACUCUUGCCAGUGGAGACUACCAGAUCCAGUUCUCUGUGCAUAUUUUUGGAAGUUACAAUGGCACCAUCUCGUUCUCUGUCCAGGAAGAGACAGGUGGAGUCAGUACCUCCCCAGUGGUGUGGGAAAGAGCAGGGAACUGGAGUGACCACUGGUUUCUCAUCACACUGCAAAUGCCAGUGCUCCAGAACAGGUUUCACCUGCAGCUUCUUGCAACCUGGGGUUGGAAUUCCCAAGCUGAUAUUGCAGUGGACAAUAUUACUUUUGGACUUGGCUGCUUCACUGAUAGAAGAAGACAAAACCAUUCUGCUGGGAAGCACCAGUACCCACGGGAAAUCAAUAUCAUGGAUGAGACUUUGUUGAACCCAUUGGAAGAGCCCUCCCUUUCAGGGAAUGCACCUGUUGUUUUGUGGUGGUUCACAACCUGUGGUGCCAGCGGUUCCCAAGGACCAACUCAAGCACAGUGUGACAGCGCGUAUUACAACACCAACAUCUCUGUGACUGUAGAGAAAGAGGGACCACUCCGCGGGGUGCAAGCGUGGAGAGUGCCAGCCACAAACCGAUACUUGAUAUCUGCAUAUGGAGCAGCCGGCGGGAAAGGAGCCAAGAACCACAAAAAGAGGGCACAUGGGGUCUUCAUCUCAGCCACUUUCCAGCUGGAGAAAGAUGAGCUCCUCUACAUCUUGGUGGGGCAGCAGGGGGAGGAUGCCUGCCCAGGGGGGAAUGCUGAGACCCAGAAGAUAUGUCUGGGGGAGUCAUCUCUCAUUGAAGAAGAUUACAAACUCAAAAAGGAUCUGAAGGACUGGGCUGGAGGAGGGGGUGGGGGCGGAGGAGCCACCUACAUCUUUAGGCAGCAAGAUGGGACUCUUGAACCGUUGCUCAUUGCAGCAGGUGGCGGGGGAAAGGCAUACCUGAGGGAUCAGGACAGCCCCCUGGAUGAUGCACCCUUAGAACAGUUUGAGAACAACACAGCAGUGCCUGGAGUCAAUGGCAGAACUGGGGCAGCAGGUGGAGGUGGUGGCUGGACAGACACUACCCUGUUUCCUCAGGCUGGGAGGUCCCUUCAGGAAGGUGGACAAGGGGGCCAGGCCUGUCCCCAGUCACUAGCUAAACUCCAGUGGGCUACCUCAGGUGGUUUUGGUGGAGGAGGAGGAGCUUGUACAUCUGGCGGUGGAGGUGGAGGCUAUCGAGGUGGGCAUGUAGCAGAUGUUGAUGAUAUCACAGCUGAUGGGCAGGAUGGUGUUUCUUUUGUGAAUCCAGUAGGGGAGAUCUUCCUGCAUCCCCUGGCAGCCAUGGAGAGUCAUGGUGAGGCAGAGAUUCAGGUCUACCUGAACUGCAGCCACUGCCACUCGGGAAACUGCAAGAGGGACCUUGACACCAAUCUGCCGAUCUGUAUUUGUGAGAUGGGAGCCGUGCUGGCCAUCGACAAUGUCACCUGCAUAGUUCCUCGCAGUCUCAUUCCAGAGGGACACCUUCCUCUCCCCCUCCUCACCGUGGUCACAGUGAUUGGAGUGCUUGGAAUGGCCUUGGCUUGUGGCAGCCUGUUCAUUGUUUAUCACCGUAAGAAGCAGCAGUUGGAGGGAGUCAGAGCACGACUGCAGAGCCCAGAAUAUAAACUGAGCAAAAUCCGCACCUCCACCAUCAUGACAGAUUACAACCCUAACUACUGCUUUGCAGGGAAGGCUGCCACACUAAAUGAGCUGAAGGAGAUACCCCGGAAAAACAUCUCCUUGCUUCGGGCCCUAGGGCAUGGUGCAUUUGGUGAGGUUUACGAGGGGACUGUGGUAGGAAUCACAGGGGAUCCAAAUCCCCUUCAAGUGGCUAUCAAGACACUGCCAGAAAUCUGCUCUGAGCAGGAUGAGAUGGAUUUUCUAAUGGAAGCACUGAUAAUCAGUAAGUUCAGUCACCAGAACAUUGUGCGGUGCAUUGGUGUGAGCCUCCAGACGCUGCCUCGCUUCAUUCUGCUGGAGCUCAUGGCCGGAGGAGACAUGAAGAGCUUCCUUCGGCAGAAUCGCCCCCGGGUGGUGAGACCAUCUUCCUCUUUCCUCUUGGGUCUUCAGCCAUCAGCCAGUGACAGUGCAUUUGGCUGCAAAUAUCUGGAGGAGAACCACUUCAUCCACAGGGACAUAGCUGCAAGGAACUGCCUGCUGACCUGCACUGGGCCAGGGCGAGUAGCAAAAAUUGGUGAUUUUGGAAUGGCCCGAGAUAUCUACAGGGCAAGCUACUAUCGCAAAGGAGGGAGAGCCAUGCUGCCUGUCAAGUGGAUGCCACCAGAGGCUUUCCUAGAGGGGAUCUUCACCUCCAAGACUGAUACCUGGUCCUUCGGUGUGCUGUUGUGGGAGAUCUUCUCAUUAGGCUACAUGCCCUAUCCUUGCAAAACCAACCAGGAGGUGCUGGAAUUUGUCACUAGUGGAGGAAGAAUGGAUCCACCAAAGAACUGCCCAGGGCCUGUUUACCGGAUCAUGACACAAUGUUGGCAGCACAGCCCAGAAUACCGGCCCAAUUUCUCCACCAUUCUGGAAAGAAUCAAGUACUGCACCCAGGACCCAGAUGUGAUCAACACAGAGCUGCCCAUUGAAUGUGGACCAGCAUCUGAGGAUGAGGGGAGCUCUGUGAUGUGCCCAAAUAGUUCCAGUGGGAUGGUUCCUUUCCUAGUGAACCCAUCCCUCACACCUCAGCUGGCUCCCAUGCCAUUAGAAUCCCAUCAUGCAGGGCAGAAAGUUGGACAAUGUCCACAGGAGCUGCUGGUGGAGAAUCUUGGCAAUUGGGCUGUCAGAGGUCCCAGCCUACCGUGCCUCACUGAUUCCAACAGCGGGUCAUGGUUCCAACAGACCUCAAACCAGAGACUGGAAUCAGGCAGACCACACAAAACCAAAGACCUUUGGAACCCAACCUAUGGAUCCUGGGUAAUGGAGAAUAUCUGCCGGUCUUGUCCCAAUGCUAAGCUCAAAGCAACCACAGAGCGAGAAGAUUCGGGUUUUGAUGGAAACUGCAGCUCCUCUCCUAGUUCUCGGGCCUCUCCAGCCUCUCCAAGCAGAAGCCACUGUCCUCACAGGAAUAUCGGAGGAAUAGAACUGGUGAAGCUCCAGACUUUCCCUUGCGGCAAUGUGAAUUAUGCGUACGAUGAUCUCUACUAUGUCACUGAUCGGCCUUCCGCUUUGGCCGUGGGGAGAGCAGGUGUGCUGAGGAGCACCAGUCUGCACAGGGAUGGGAAGCCUUUUUGUAAACCAGAGAAAACAUCAAGAGAGAGAGACUCUGGCCUGUCCUUGUCAGACGACUUAAGUGUUACGCCUGUAUAACAGGAGAUGUUACAGGAUAUGUUCUUCCAAAGGUCAGGACCUCACACUGGGAGUGUGUGUAUUUCAAAGGGCAAAUUGGAACUCUUUCUUUGGUCACUUAUUUCCUCCAUUCAUGUUUCAGAUGGGUAAUAUUCUAAUUUCAAAAGUGUUCUGCCACAUCCUCUGACACACUGGAUUCCCAACCUAAUGGGGAAUAUUGCAUUUGCUACUUGAGGCCAUCAGGCAUAUUCCCUCCAAUUGAGCCAGUGCCACUGAUUUCAGGAUAUAAAUAACAAUGGCAUCGCUGCACUGACUCAGAGUCCAGUGGUUCAUGAAAGGAGUCACACACAGUCUGCUCAGGUGAAAAAAAAAAAAAAACCUACCAUCCAAUUGUUACAGUUGGCUGGAAAUGACAAACAACAUAACCACUCUUUUGAUCUAACAUACCAAAAAUCACAUGCUGUGGCAGCAGUAGUUAACUUAUAAAGGCCAUUGUGUUCCCCAGAGCUUUGCACAUUCCAGUGAUGCUGGUGCACUGACAGGGAAGUAACCAAACAACAGCCAUGUUUGCACUUGCUUUAUCAGCAGUAAUACUAGAGGAGCAUUGAAAUCAAUGCUGCAACUGAGAAAAACAGAAGUGGUGAGAGGGGGAAAUAUUGUUUCAGGCUCCCUGGAGAGGAUGUUUUUAAAAACAUGAAGAUUUAAAAAAUAAGUAUUUUAAAACUAAGUAAUGAGUUGAUUGUGUCCCUUUGCCUGGUUGAAGAGAACUUGCUUCUUACCUCAGAGGCUAACUUACCUCACAGUUCCUGACCCUGGAGGUUUGGGAAAAGUUCUAAUCAAGGCCUAACUACACUAUAUUGUGAGAACUGGACUUUCUCUUUCUUUCAAUGGACUUUACUUGGGAUUAACUUUAUUUUUAAAAGGACACAGAAUUCAGCAGUAGUAGCCUACACUAUAGUGGCCCCAUUGCUGUAAACUGAAGAUUUAGGGCCAUUUAUGAUGGGCUAUUGGCUAGUUCUACAGUAGACAAGAUUUACGGGUCUCUUGUCCACUUCCAAUUCCCUUUCUCUCCUGAGCCUCCGGUCUCUCAUUCCGUCUCUCUCUCUCCCUCCCCUCCUACUGCCUUCCCCCCCC